AUGGCUGGUGGUGUCAGUGAGACGCAACAUCAUGAGCCUUCGGAUGGAAUACAUAUUGUGGUUAAAGGCAUCACGGGUGAUAUUCUUCUGGAAUGUCAAGUGCAAGAUCAUGCAACCAUGCGCGAUUUAGAAGCGAGGGUAAAGCAAGCAAGGCCAGAGUGGAAGUUUCAAUAUGUCGCACUCAUCGAGGGCGAUUGCGUCCUGAAGAGAUCGCACCAGGUUUGGAAGUCGGCGGACUCAGGGAAGCUCGAGCUGAUAGCAACUGCCUCCCCUUACUGCUGUCGCACGGUCUUUGCCACCCUCCACGAUUGCUUCGAGGUGGCCAUAGAUGAGCCAAUGAGUGAAAACGAGUAUGAAGAUGUCAUAGUUGCAGAGCUACCUGUGGAUGAGCUUGCCGGUACACACCUAUAUAUGCUGUUCCGGAAGGAGUUCGGGAAGGCUUUUGCGGACGGUCCAAAUAUGAUGUUUUUGUACCAUCUCACUAUGAAGAGCCUCGCAGAACGCAUCACCAGCAGACUCAAGCAGCUGCAAGACAGUGAGCCAGGGGGCGAAGCCUAA
Messenger RNA from Symbiodinium sp. CCMP2456, 558 nucleotides. The record is from the annotation of a GenBank genome assembly. NCBI's taxonomy places the organism in Eukaryota, Dinophyceae, Suessiales, Symbiodiniaceae.